Messenger RNA from Cooperia oncophora, 375 nucleotides. Lineage: Eukaryota; Metazoa; Nematoda; Chromadorea; Rhabditida; Trichostrongylidae. The record is from the annotation of a GenBank genome assembly.
CGUUUUCCAGUUUCCCAUGUGAGAGUGCUCCGCUUUUCGAAUCCGUCUAACGACAACACUGGGAUUCGCAAUGUGAUCUAUACCGUGAACCACAUUCGCAUUUUCAAGCGUUUUCCAGUUUCCCAUGUGAGAGUGCUCCGCUUUUCGAAUCCGUCUAACGACAACACUGGGAUUCGCAAUGUGAUCUAUACCGUGAACCACAUUCGCAUUUUCAAGCUGAAAAAGGAAAGACUCGAUCUGAAUGCAAUAAGGUGCCUUCAGAAGCCUUCACGUGUUCCUACUUUACCGCCAUUCGUACUCACGCCUUCCAACGGAGCAACGUGCGGCCUGUACCUACAAGUGGGCAAAGAGUACCUUCUGUCAGGUAUCUUUUGA